AUUUCCCAUAUACAGGUAACACAUGGAACGAUAACUGUAUCCCAUAUACACUGACGUACCUUUAACACAAAGGAGGGUGGUUAUUCCGCUAAGUUCCAUCAGAAUACAUCAUCGGGUGGGACUAGACGCUCUUUUCCUGUAUACAGCAAGAACUACCGAGAAGGAUGUCGGGACACUGGUCACAUGACUACCUAGCUGGUGGAGUAGGAGGUGCAGCAGGACUCCUGGUUGGUCAUCCAUUCGAUACCGUAAAGGUUCAGUUACAGAUCAGAGCACUCGGCCAGCGUUACCAAGGGACGAUUGACGCUGUAUCCGGCAUCAAUCAGACAGGCUGGGUACGGGGAUUUUUCCGAGGACUGUCAUGGCCUCUGUUUACCUUCGGUAUAGUAAACAGCAUACUUCUUGGAGUCUAUGGCAACACAAUGAAGAUCUUAGAAAAGAAGGACCCAAAAGACCGGAAGACGCAUUAUACAAAUGUGUACUUGGCCGGAUGUACCGGUGGAGCAGCCUUCCAAGUGGUAGCAAUACCAUUUGAUUACAUAAAAGUAGUUCUUCAAUCGCAAAUUCAGCACAAAAAGGAAGGUUCUUUUGAUUCUCGACAACGGAUGCAGUAUUUUCGAGGACCUGUAGAAUGUACCAUUCACACAUAUCGUACAUUAGGCCUAUCAGGUUUGUACAAAGGUGGGACUGUCAUGGCUGUACGGGACGUUCCAACCUGUGGCCUGUAUAUGCUCACAUAUUCCUAUAUUGGCGACUUUCUCAGGGAAAAACAGUGGACAGACAGUCGAGGCAUCGUCGCCGAGCUUAUCUCCGGAGGAUGUGCAGGAAGUUUGGCCUGGUUUGCCACCAUGCCUUUAGACGUUAUAAAAAGCCGAUACCAGGCAGAUUUUAAUGGUGUUUAUAAAAGACCUCUUGAUUGUGCCAUUGCCAGCUAUAAAGAGGAGGGUUUCCGGGUGUUUUAUAGAGGGACUUUUGUUACUUGUUUACGUGCUUUCCCGUCAUGCGCAGUGGCAAUGCUGGUAUAUUCCUAUGUAUUGGAUGUAUUAAAGUAAACAUUGAUAAUUA
Messenger RNA from Pecten maximus, 1065 nucleotides. RefSeq names its product solute carrier family 25 member 45-like. Gene Ontology annotation, biological process: transmembrane transport. Gene Ontology annotation, molecular function: transmembrane transporter activity. The record is from RefSeq and is a predicted model, not a curated record. The transcript is spliced from 6 exons. Gene Ontology annotation, cellular component: mitochondrion. NCBI's taxonomy places the organism in Eukaryota, Metazoa, Mollusca, Bivalvia, Pectinida, Pectinidae. Bases 165 to 1052 code for a protein of 295 amino acids.